AUGAUUCAAAAAUGAAUUUAGCGAUUAUUUAUAAAACUACGCAAAUGUCAAUUAAGUUCUUACAAAUCUGCUCAAAAGUCAUUCAAUUUUUAUUCCUCGGAAGUUAAGCUACAAUUUUAAAUUGAAUUGUAAUUUAUAAAAUAGUUGACUAUCAAAAUGGAAGCGAACAACACAUUAAAGCUCUUCUCGGCAUCAUUGCUGCUUAUAUCCUCGAUAAACUGCGAAACUAUCAAUAUGGAUUGUUCAAUGAUGCAAAAACUCUUUCAAGCUACCGGAUUCAUUUCAUAUUGUGAAGUUAAAUCAUCACUAAUCAUCCAUGACAGAAACACAUUCAUAAAUCUACAAUCGAGCAACACAGAUCAAAUUUUUGGAGUCAAAAUCAUCAAUCAAGAAGUCUUUUAUAUUCCUAAAUUUGACAAAAAAUUCCAAAAUGACUUUUUAUUAUUUUCAAUCAUAAAAUCAAAGUUGCAGGAAAUAAAUUCUGAAGAUUUGUAUAAUUUUAUAUCUUUGGAGGUGCUGGAGCUGAAUGGAAAUGAGAUUACUUAUCUUGGAGCCAACUUACUGAUCAGAAACACAAAACUAAGAACAGUUGACUUCAGUUCCAAUAGAAUCAACUCAAUUCACGUUUCAAUCCUUGAAUCGAUGCAAAAACUAAAGUUUUUCAACUUUUUCGGAAAUGGAUAUGAAUCAUCUAAUGAAUGUGGUGUCAAGAUGUGUGGAUUUAAUAAUUGUACAAAUGAAUCUUUGACACUGAUCAAUGAGCCAGUCAAAAUUAAAAAAAGUUUUAGUUUUUUGGAUGUUUUUAAGGUUAAAUUGGAGAUGAACAGGAUAGGAAUUUGGAUUUUGAUGCUGAUCACAACUGUAGGUUUUUUGGUGAAUUUGUGUUGGGUUAGCUGGGCUAUUUUUAAGAAGGUUCAAUAAAAUAUGUUACAAUUAUGAUGUUCAGAGCUCGAAGUUGACUUGAGAUUUUUAUCGAUUUUAUCUGGUUGAGUCGACUCGACUGCAUACAAAAUUUCAUCGAUUUCGAGCUCAUAUGAUGACUAAAUACAGGAAGG
Messenger RNA from Chironomus riparius, 1055 nucleotides. Lineage: Eukaryota; Metazoa; Arthropoda; Insecta; Diptera; Chironomidae. The record is from the annotation of a GenBank genome assembly.